AUGGGGAGUCGACCUGGCGGACCCCACGACACCACCAGCCAUGACAGACACUCGCCCAGCAUCACCCAGCGGCCGCAUCUGCCCCCUUCCAUGUCCGCGCCAGCCGGGCGUCUGCCGCGUCUCCUCCCCGCCGACCUCUCGUCCUAUACCGACGCGUACCUGCCCACUGCGGCAAUCCCAACGUCGGCCACUUCGCUCGCCGAGCUAGCUCACCUGAUCCGCCUGCAGGGCUAUCAGGAGCAGCGAAAGGCCCAGUCACGGAUCCGCCUGCACCGGUGGCUGGUGUCGAGUGCCCUCUCCGCACGUCUGGUACAUUGCGGAGAGCUGGCCUACCGAACCUUGGUUGACAGCUUCAGAUCUGACGACAAGAAAGGUUUUGCUACACUGUAUAAUGCUGUCAACGAUGUCCGAAGCUCGUGUGACGCGGUGCGGCAACAUGCACUGUUGGAAGCCGAUUUGGAGUUCGGCAAGUCAAAAAGUAUGAAGAGCGACAAGGCUCCGUCUUUUCCAACGUUUCUCAAUCAGGUUCCGUCCAAGAUCUUGGACGACCUCCUAGAUUUCGUUUCUGAAAUCCGCACCAAUCCCGAUUUCCUAGCUACUCGCAUUCUCAGUCUUUCUCAACAAGAGCUCGCUUCCUUAACGUCGUUCCGCCAGGCUUUGGAUCCCAUUGACUCGGUCAUGGCCAUGCAAGCCCGCGGCAAGUCCCUCGGCACCCAGAAGCCUACCGUUCAGGGCCCCAGUCCAGUGGAGCGCUUGCUUUCCUUCCAGCGACACGACCCUUUUGCUGCUCUCAUCUACACCAUAUUUGCUAACUCAUCUGGACCGGAUUCUGCCGAAGAUCUUCGUCGGACGGAUGCGUGGGCCACCACAUGUGCCAGGCUUAUCAUGGAAUCCAAGCAGGGAACUGAGAAGUUCAUCAAAGCUGUCCUUGACGUCUACGCCGGCAUGCGUGAAUGGCCCGGAAAAGCUAACCUGGAACUUUACCUCAUGCAGGUGCUGCAGGAUGGCCAAUUCCUCUUAGAGAAGGCCGAGGAGCAGUCCACCAGGACCGGAUCUCAGCCGAUCGCUCCGACCACGAAAGACACAAUCGCCGCUGACGAAUUCUUUGACAGUGCUGUGAAACGCCUGUUUGAGGUUGUUGACGAUGAUCCGAGUGCUGGAGGCAUUCCCGAGGGUGUCCUGGAGAUUGGUAAUGCCAUCCUCCGGAAGCUGGAUGAGACGAAGAACCUACGCAAGGGAGCUCAAAACUUUUUUGUCUCACGUUGGCUCUUUUCCACGUUCUUACUUAACGCGAUCAUCCACCCAGAGGCAUGUACGCACAGCAUCAUGAUUGGACACCACAUCACCGAACACGCUCGUCAGAAAAUUCUCAAGGAGAUUGCCAUCCGAGCCCAAAAGCAUGUUUUGGACAUGACCUACAAUUGGCGUCAGCAAGUUCCCAUCUUGCCUGAGAUUCGCGGGCACAUCGAAAGCAUUUUGGCCAGGUUCAAACACACCAGAUCACCGUCAAAGCCGGUGCUUCUCCCAGCAAAAGCAAUCACAUCACCUAGAGAGACAGUUGAGGUACAACCUUUCAUAGUCAUGUCUCCGGCCGAUAUUGUUACCCUUGUGAAUACGUUGUUCCCGGAACGCCGCCCUGCAUCUAGCCAUUACGACAAAACCCAACAGCGAACCGGGCUCGCCUCCUCCGCCUCUUCCAUAUCCGCGAUUUCCAUGCCUUUCCGCAGCACGUCUACCCCCGGCGGUGAUGCUAGUUCCAUUCUGAGUGCAAGUGCCUCUUCCAUGACGAGCGAUCAUACCUCCAGAGAGCCAUUAUUGGACCUCUCAAAUCAACCUGGCAUGCCGCACGAGGAGCUAAACGAGGCGAAGAUCGCACCCACCGAGCUUUACGGUCGGCGGUUGAGGAUGGCGUGCUCAGAAAUGACACGCAUACUUGGCCCGGAUGCUACCUCUGGCUCUUGCCACCCGUGUGCUGAGAAAUGGGCCGUGUUGUACAUCUCUCCGGAUGGCAAGCAGCUCAAGUCGCGCAUGCGCAAAGACUUCGACGAUGAAGAAGAGCACGACGAAGACUCGCCUGAAAGCGACAGUAGCGACGACGAGGGCCCACCAGAUAGAAUUGAUCUGGAGAAUGACUAUCAUCAACUCAAAGAGGCUAUCACCAAAUUGGUUGAGGAAUACGAGAUUCCGAAAGAGCUCACGCCCGACAGCGAGUCCAAGACGUUUAGUAACCGUACCUCGACGCAUCGGAGGGGCGCUCGGGGAAGGGGCCCGGUCCGACACCACAGUGAGACGCUUGGAUCAAGAAAUCCAUACAACCAGACGCAAGCGCAGAGCCAGAGCCAACUUACGAACCUCAUCGCAAGCCAAAGAAACCUGCCGGCUCGCCAUGGAUCUCCGCAAAAUCGCCGAAGCAACAGCAACCCGCAACUUCCCGAGAAGACGGAGAACAACGCGGUACUGGUCACGAUGCUGGAGACAGCCAUGCAUCAGUGCCAAGCACGAGGGGCCUUCCUCGACUCCCAACUCUACUACAAGACUCUUCUGGCUCUGCGGAGACUGAACUCUCCCACCCUGACGAAAAACGGCUACGCAGCCUUGUUGAACUAUUUCUCUCGCGGACCGCGUGACUCUCUCGGCAAAUCCGCGAACGCCAUCGAAGAGUUCGAGGCUUGGUUCGUCUGGCUCAAACAGUCUCAAGAACGACAUGACGUUGCGAUCGAGGACAUGAUACUUGGCUUGAAGAAUUUACGCGAUAAGAUGUGGUACAUCACUGAUGUUCGAAAUUCGGGAACCUAUGAGGAAGCUCGAAAUGUUGCGCUGGCGCUCAAGAUCAUGGGACAGCCCACGAAAACUCUCGAUGGCAAGCCGAUCCAAUCACAUCGUCCGCGAAACUACUCCAAGUCUACCAACAACAAUUUCAUACUCAGGGCUGAAGCUCAAGUUGUUGACAUGAUGUCUGCUCCUACCGAGUUCGGUGGCCCCAAUAAGCUGUCUGACGAACAGUCUGAGAUCACCCAGAAGUGGAUCGCCCAAUAUGGUGUCGAGAUCUUCUGCAAAGGCGAGGAGAGGAUUCACCGCUUCUGCUUGGAGAUUGACAAGUGUGUGAACAAACUUGUCGGUGACAGUAUGAUGGAUGGCCCAGUCCUCUGGGCGAGCGAGCUCUACAGACGUGACAAGGAGGUCCUCGACAGUGGCCGCCAAAAGGGCGAUCUGUUCCUUACAGGUGUUGGCACUCUUUCCAUCGCAGGAGAUGAAGAGUACGAGACUCACGGUCGACCUACUCGCAACCUUGAUUUUGCACAACGCCCAAGUCAAGGCAGCCUUCGCUCCCUUUCCGGUCGCCCCUCACAGCAAAGCUUUGAUGUCAGCCCUUGGGGGAGGUCACCGAACGACAAUCAUGACUACUUUGGCGGCAGUAGUCCUGUACUAGCCAUCGAUACGUCCACUACUUUCUGGUCUCCUUUCCAGACGCAUGCUCAGUCGCCCACCAGCGCUACCAGCAUCAGACCUCGUACCGCAUCAUCGUCUAAGGGGACAGUGAUGCUCAAGCAAUCGAUAGCUGUCAACGAAGACAAGCGAAGGUUUUUACUCGACUUGAAACAGAUCUUGACCGGUUUGUUGUUGAGCGACCUGGGUACUGUGGUGUUCUCCAGUGGAAGCGAGACGGACGCUUGGUUCUCAAGCGAUCUUCUUGAAGAUUGCAUCCAACACAAGUACACUGAAGAAGAGGAGCGGAAGCGCCGGAAGCAACUGGCACGCAAGAAAAGCAUCAAGGGCCUUCGCAAACAGGCCAACAGCAACAACCCGCUAGAGGCUCUUGGGCGUAAUGAGCGAGGCGUAGCUGCACCUCCCAUUGCCACUCUGCAGCACGCCGCUGGCUCUGAUGCUCAUCAUUCCGCCGGAGAACACUCUUCAUCGAGUGAUGCGACCUCGCGGUCCUCGGGAACGUCAGCUGCCAAGAAGGCAGGUUUGCUGGAAUUCCCAUAUAACGUGGCCUUUCGACGUCUUCUCAAGAGGUUCGCAACGCAUCCAAACCCAUUCUCGAAGCUCCAUGCACUGUACGAACUGGAACUCCUCAUCGUAGCUUCACUUUCUUCCCGCACAGGCCGUGCUUACAACAACCGUCGCGAGGCAACUCUCCCUGCUGUCCCGCAAUCACCCACUCUUGGCGCUAUGCCUGAGCUCAGUUCUCGAGAACCCACAACAAACACAGAGCGCGCAACGAACGUGAAAGGCACAAUUGCCAAUUGCGAGGAGCGCCGCUCUCACUCUAUGAACCAAGAACGUGCCUGCAAUGCGUCACCUCUGCCUCGCAAUGGCGCUCGUUCUCCCGUCGGUCCCCCGAGCACUGACAUGAUUGUCGACGUCAUCCAGGGGCUCUUCCGUGAUGCAAACAUUCGCCCGAAGACACUAUUCCGCGAUCUGCAAUACAUUGCUUCAUUCGUACCAGCACAGAUGCUGGACAAGACCCCUCGAGGAAAGGCCUUCUGGGAUGUUGCUCUGGCAGCGCUCGGCCUGAAACAGGACGUCUGUCGCAUCAUGGUUGAAGUCGCAGAUGACAUUGUGAGUCGCGAAAGCGCGAAGCGAAGCAACGUUAUCCACCAGAACACUGAUCCCGCGCCAUCAGACGGGCCCACUAACCCGCUGGUGUCGCGAUACACCAUGGACGACGUGGCUCGCAUGCUUCUGAUCACAGCCAAAGAGGGCGAUCCCACUGCAGAGCGCGAGCUCGCUACCAUGUAUCUCACCUCUCCCGAGCUGCUCGAGCGUACCGUGCUCCCGCUCAAGAAGACGGGCGAGAUCUUCAACAAGCAGCUCCUCAGCCAGCACAGAGACACUACCCGUAGCGAUCCACUCAUCAUGUGCAUUGCCACGCACUGGAUGAAGGAAAGCCGCGACGGAGGCGAUGAGCUUGCGGCGCAGUACCUGCGGCAGCGCACCGACCUCGAGAACAUCCAGCAGCGGUAA
Molecule: messenger RNA, 4968 nt
Organism: Paraphaeosphaeria sporulosa
Lineage: Eukaryota; Fungi; Ascomycota; Dothideomycetes; Pleosporales; Didymosphaeriaceae
Exons: 3
Coding region: 1-4968 (1655 amino acids)
Source: RefSeq, a predicted model, not a curated record